UAGUGUGUUAGUUUCGUGGCGCGGUGCGCAUGCGUACUACGUGUCCUUCUCUCGUAGCGAGACGCAACGGGUGUUGAAUGCGUUAUAGCGCGGCCGUUUGACCACAUGUUAUCAAUUGAGUAAAACUUCGAAGAAGUUGUGAAAAUAUCCGCCGUUUAAACCCAGUUUCAUGGAAGACUCUGGUGAGCCCAUGACCGGGAUGUUGGACACGAAUGCCCCUGAUAACGGGGAUGCUCCUGCUAUGGAGGGCACUGACCCGACUGCGACUGGCUGGACGGCUCCUCCGCAGGAUCGGGAAAGCCACGAGUAUCCGAUCCAGCAGCCGUCUGCUUUAGAACAAUACCAGCUGUACUCCAUGGAGCAUCUGAAGUCUGCAGCGGAGAACAUCAACCACACGGCCAGUCCUCCAGACGCCGGAGCGGAGAGCCUCGUGCAGCAGACGGACUCAAACGGACAGCAGGACGAGGUGAAGCCGGCCGGAGACGGCGACUCCGAGAGCCCUUCCAAUAUGGAGCUGGAAGACGCUCCCAAAGAAACCACAGAAGCGGUGGAACCGGCGACAGACGCAGAUCCAGCCGUCACACAAGAACCUGCGCUUCCUGCAGAUUACGAGCGGCUCUUUAAAGUUGUAGAGGAUAAUCCUGAAGACUUCAACGGCUGGGUCUACCUUCUGCAGUAUGUUGAGCAGGAGAACCACCUGGAGGCUUCGAGGAAGGCGUUUGAUGCCUUUUUUCUACACUACCCCUACUGUUACGGCUACUGGAAGAAGUAUGCAGAUAUUGAGAAGAAACACGGCUACAUACACAUGGCCGAUGAGGUCUACCGUCGAGGUCUGCAGGCUAUUCCUCUCAGCGUGGACCUGUGGCUGCAUUAUAUCACUUUCCUGCGAGAAAACCAAGACACUAGCGACGGAGAGGCGGAAUAUCGCAUCAGAGCGUCCUAUGAGCACGCCGUUCUAGCCUGUGGCACUGAUUUCCGCUCCGACCGUCUGUGGGAGGCUUUCAUCGCUUGGGAGACGGAGCAGGGCAAGCUGGCCAACGUCACAGCCGUCUACGACCGCAUCCUGUGUAUUCCCACGCAGCUGUACUCCCAGCACUUCCAGAAGUUCAAAGAGCACGUCCAGAGCAACAACCCCAAGCACUUCCUGUCUGAGGAGGAGUUCGUGCAGCUGCGGGUGGAGCUGGCUAACGCUAACAAGCCCAACGGAGACGACGCUCCGGGAGAAGAGCUUCCUCCGGGAACAGAGGACCUGCCGGAUCCCGCCAAGAGAGUGACGGAGAUCGAGAACAUGAGGCAUAAGGUGAUCGAGACCCGCCAGGAAGUGUUCAACCACAACGAGCACGAAGUCAGCAAGCGCUGGGCCUUCGAGGAAGGGAUCAAGCGUCCGUACUUCCACGUCAAAGCCUUGGAGAAGACGCAGCUGAACAACUGGAGGGAGUACCUGGACUUCGAGCUGGAGAACGGGACGCCGGAGCGUGUGGUGGUUCUGUUCGAGCGCUGUCUGAUCGCCUGCGCGCUCUACGAGGAGUUCUGGAUCAAGUAUGCCAAGUAUCUGGAGAGCUACAGCGUGGAAGGCGUCCGACACAUCUUCAAGAAGGCCUGCACCAUCCACCUGCCCAAGAAACCCACCGUGCACCUGCUCUGGGCCGCGUUUGAGGAGCAGCAAGGCAGCGUGGAGGAGGCGCGGCGGAUCCUGAGGGAGAUGGAGGAGGCUGUUCCUGACCUGGCCAUGGUGAGGAUGAGGAGGGUGAGUCUGGAGCACCGGCACGGACACAUGGAGGAAGCAGAAGCCCUGCUGAGGGAUGCCAUCACCAACGGGAAGAACAGCAGCGAGGCGUCCUUCUACGCUGUGAAACUGGCCCGACAGCUGCUCAAAGUGCAGAAGAGCAUCGGGAAGGCCAAGAAAGUGCUGCUGGACGCCGUCGAGAAGGAUGAGACGAACCCGAAGCUGUACCUGAACCUGCUGGAGCUGGAGUUCAGUGGCGAUGUGCAGCAGAACGAGGCCGAGGUCAUCGCCUGCUUCGACCGAGCGCUGAACAGCACCAUGUCUGUGGAGCAGCGCGUCAUCUUCUCCCAGCGCAAGCUCGACUUCCUGGAGGACUUCGGCAGCGACAUCAACCUGCUGGUGUCGGCGUAUGAACAGCAUCAGAGACUCGAGGCGGAGCAGGAUUCACUGAAGAGGAAAGCAGAGAACGGCUCAGAGGAAUCGGACUCAAAGAGACAGCGGACAGACGACCAAUCAGCAGCCUCGGGUCAGAUGAUGCAGGACAUGCAGGCCAAUCACGCUGGAUACAACUACAACAACUGGUACCAGCAGUAUAACUCAUGGGGUCAGAACUCCUGGGGUCAGUAUGGUCAGUACGGUCAGUAUAACCAGUACUACCCACCACCUCCAACAUAACGGACUGCACCAGCCGUUUCUUCUGCUCCUUCAGCUUCAACAUUCGUCCCGUCUCCAGUCACACGCUCUGUGUUUUCUGUUUUUGGCACCAGCUCUUUUCCUUCUAAGUGCAAGUGAGUUUUUAAUGAGCCGAGUUGGUUUAGUGCUUCUGGAGCUUUAGUUGUGUUCGCAGACAGAUUGACAUUCGUUUGGAAGACCUGAUCCUCAUCUCUGCUCCUCAGAGAGAAACAUUAAACAUUAAGACGUUUUUUAUUUUGACUUGGUUUCAUAAUAAAGAGAUUGAGAUCCUA
This is a messenger RNA of Carassius carassius (crucian carp), 2691 nucleotides long. RefSeq names its product PRP39 pre-mRNA processing factor 39 homolog (yeast) (gene prpf39). The record is from RefSeq and is a predicted model, not a curated record. The coding region runs from base 170 to 2401 and encodes 743 amino acids. Gene Ontology annotation, molecular function: protein binding. The transcript is spliced from 14 exons. Gene Ontology annotation, biological process: mRNA 5'-splice site recognition; RNA processing. Gene Ontology annotation, cellular component: U2-type prespliceosome; U1 snRNP; commitment complex. NCBI's taxonomy places the organism in Eukaryota, Metazoa, Chordata, Actinopteri, Cypriniformes, Cyprinidae.